AUGAGUGUAAAAACCAAAAAAAUAGAUCAAAACUAUGAUGUUAUAAAUUUAAAUGGUGUAUCAUUAUCAGGUGGUACUAUAACAAAACCAACAGCAACAAAUACAGAUAAAAAAAAUGAAUUAUUAGAGGAGGAAUUUUUAUUAAUUGACCAAUUAGCCAAAAAUGCAGCUGUACAUUUAAAUAAACUUGUAAAUCAAAAACAAAUUAUAAAAGAAAAUAGUGAAUUAAGUGAAACUAAAAAGAUAUUAAAAAAAGAAUUUAAAGAUUCAAUACCAAGUAAAUUAGAGUUAUUAAAAAAGAAUAUGAAACCAGUUAAAGAAAAUGCAUCAGUUUUAGAAACCAAACAAAAGAAGAAAGUUAAUCACGAAAAUAAAAAGAGAUGGUAUGGUUUUGGAGAGGGUGAAAUAACAGACGAGAUGAAACAAGAAGCCAACUUAAUCAAAUUACAACAAUUUAUUGACCCAACAAGAAGAUUUAAUAGAGACGCUGUUAAAGAUUUACCAGAGCAUUUCGAAAUUGGUACUUUUGAAAACAGUCAUGUCGAUUACUUUAACAGAUUUACAAAUAAAGAAAAGAAGCGUGGUGCAUUGGGUGAUAUUUUAAAUAACGAACGUGCAUUAAAAUAUAUCGAUGAUAAAACUGAAAAGAUAAAAUCAGAUACUCGACAAUCAAAAAAAAUUAGAAAAUAUUAA
Messenger RNA from Dictyostelium purpureum, 693 nucleotides. RefSeq lists its product as uncharacterized. The record is from RefSeq and is a predicted model, not a curated record. Gene Ontology annotation, molecular function: RNA binding. Gene Ontology annotation, cellular component: nucleolus. Lineage: Eukaryota; Evosea; Eumycetozoa; Dictyosteliales; Dictyosteliaceae. Gene Ontology annotation, biological process: RNA processing. The transcript is spliced from 3 exons. The coding region runs from base 1 to 693 and encodes 230 amino acids.